Molecule: messenger RNA, 2329 nt
Organism: Caenorhabditis auriculariae
Lineage: Eukaryota; Metazoa; Nematoda; Chromadorea; Rhabditida; Rhabditidae
Source: the annotation of a GenBank genome assembly
AUGGAUGUGUUGGCCCCUCUCAUGAUUCCUGAGAAUGCUGAUGUGUUAGUUUUGAAUAGAUUUCACUAUACGAACUGAUCUGAAAGAUUUAAAAAUUUCAGAGAUACAUACAUUUACGUGCAAGGGGGCCACUUUUUACCUAAAGUGAAACCUUACGUGCCGAAGCUGAAAGCGGCUAAAGGCGGCGAACUACUCAAGAUGGGCACAAAGUUUAGAGAUCGUUAUUAUAUCCAGGUAGUCCUUAUUUUCUUAAUUUCUUAUAAAGAGUGAAAAUUCUGAGGGACUGAUCGGCCGAGGUGGUUACGGUCAAAUUUAUUAUGGGAUCGACACGAGAAGUUAUGAAGAAAUUGCGAUCAAAACUGAGCCGACGAGGCGCCGCGGCUGCAGCAGUCGCCGAAUGUUUUUAGAACAGAGGGUAGCUUUUAUUUGAUAUUCAUCAGUAGCUUUAGCUAUUUUGAUUAUGUAACAUCAAAGACUAAAGUUGAAACAUGAUAGAAAGAUUCGGAACAAAGCUAAUUAAUUAAAGACGGUAAUUGAAAUCAUAUAAAAAGUUAUGAGGAGUCUAGUAAAUUUUCUCGAUCUAUUUAAAGAUUCCUAUGCGGGAAGAAAAAUUAUUGAUAACUGGAAGCAAUUUUAAAAUAAAGAUAAUAGAGAAAAAACGCGUAAAAAUAAUUCAAAAAAAAGGCAAGUUGCCAAUGGCGCACCAAUGCUGAAAAUUCAAAAGUUUUCCAAAUUUUUGUCAUUUUCUGUCAUUUUCUGCUGUUUACAUAUUUACAUUCAGUUUUUCGCCGUAACAAUUUCAUAGUGGUAAGUCCUUAUGAAUCUCUUUUCCCCCUUUUUUAUGAAACUUUAGUAAGAUAUCGUUUUUUUCCAACUUUUAUUUUUUUCUUUUUAAAAGUUUUUUUUAGGUGCUCUACCGGCUUCAAGGACGCCCUCAUGUCCCUACAAUGCUUGCCUCUGGACAUACCGAAAAAAUCAACUUUAUCAGUAAGUUUUCGUGGCCAAAUAUCAAUUACAGAAGUAUAAACUUCCCUUAAAAGUGACAAUUUUUUCAGUGAUGCAAUUGUUAUCGGUGAACGUGGGCGACUUAAAAAAGCAAAGUCCCGUUAAACGUUUGAGUCGCACGACAACGGCUCGCAUCAUUUUACAGGUGGUUAUUUCAGACGUUUCUUCCCUUGAAGGAGAGUUUCCAGGGAGUUGCGGCGCUUCGUGAUGUUCAUUCCGCCGGAUUUCUUCAUCGAGAUGUCAAACCUGCAAAUAUGUGCUUUGGAAUCACGCAAUUUGUAGGAAUCAGAAUCAAAAAUGUACUUAUUUGCUGUAUUGCAGAGCCGUCAUGUUUUAAAACUCGUUGAUUAUGGACUCGUCCGUCGUUAUAAAAAUGCUGAUGGUACUAUUAGAAAACCUCGAACUCGGCCUGGUUUUCGGUAAGAUUAGAAUUUCGAAGAAAAACUUUUUCACGAUUUUAGGCUCUGUUCACAAGAGCUUUCAAAAAAAAAAAAUUUAGCAGUCUCCCAUAAGAUGACAUAACUCAAUAGCGAAAAUUCCAGUGGUACACUGCGGUACGUCUCGGUGCGAGUCCACGACCGAAUGGAGCAGUGUCCUGCUGACGACCUCGUCUCGAUGGUCUACUCCGGCGUCGAGUGUCUUCUCGUCGACCUGCCUUGGAAACUGUACCCCUCCGACGAGUACCGCCGAUCCAAACUCGAAUUUGUAAGUUGUAUCGAAGAAAGCUGAAUCUCAAGAUCUCGAUUUCUAGCAGAGCUCCGACUCUCCCUACCUGGCGUUGACAGGGGUCGAGUAUUGCGAGUUCUCACGAGCCGUCUUCAGCCUCAACCUCGGCGAGGAGCCUGACUACGGCGCCUUGCAGGCUUUGCUCACGGUUGGGGAUUGGUUGUUAUUUUGAAAUACAUUCGAAUAACAGGAAAUGGUCGGCGAUAAACUUAUGACCGACGCUUACGAUUGGGAGGAGAACUACCGUGAGUGCAUUGAAAGUGAGUUUUUUUGUCUAUAAAAACUUCGGCCUUAUGGAAGGUUUUUUUUUAUUCAAAGGCAACUGUGAUUUUUCCAAUACUAAAGAGUCAUUGAUCAGCUUUUUCAAAACCUUCAAAAACACUUGAUAACCUCUAUAUCAAAGGACCACAAUAUCUAUCCAAUCCAAUACCCAUUUUUUACAAAAAAAAAUCUGAACAUUUUUUCUCGAACGUUAGAAGAGACGGAUUCUUUCAUUACUUCGUUUAUUUUGCGACGCAAAUCCAACAAUAGUUUAUAUUUCCGUCGAUCUUCAGCCUCACCGUGUAACGACGCGAACUUCGCCAUCAAUAUGUUCUGA